AUGGAUUUAAAAAAAAUGUCUGAUGCCGAUAAGGUGACUCUUUGUAAGCGUUACUUCUAUAUUGGUUUUGCUUUACUCCCCCUCGUUUGGAUUGUCAAUGCCGUAUGGUUCUUCAAAUGUGCAUUUUAUGAAAAGCCAUCACUCACUCAAAAAGUUAUUAGACAAUAUGUGAUAUAUUCAAUGGUCGGUGCAUCGUUGUGGAUAAUAGUGCUAACUGUUUGGGAAAUAUUCUUUCAGUUCGAACGGGCCAAAGGACUUGAAUGGACUGAUCGAAUAUCGUUCGUAUUUCCAGUUGGAUAUAUUUGA
This is a messenger RNA of Thelazia callipaeda (thelaziosis nematode), 306 nucleotides long. NCBI's taxonomy places the organism in Eukaryota, Metazoa, Nematoda, Chromadorea, Rhabditida, Thelaziidae. The record is from the annotation of a GenBank genome assembly.